AUGAAUUAUGAACGAGUUUACCACACAGCAUCCGUAUUAGCAAAUGGAAACGUAUUAGUUACUGGUGGACUUGGUACCAGUGUCAACGGUGCCGCUGCUCUAAAUACUUGUGAGUUGUAUGAUCCAUUGACAGGAACUUGGACUAUGACUGGUAAUUUGAAUUAUGGUCGAUAUGACCACACAGCAUCUAUAUUACCAGAUGGGAAAGUAUUAGUUACUGGUGGAACUGGUAAUGAUUAUGCAAAUAUGUCUGAAUUGUAUGAUCCAUCCAUAGGAACUUGGACAAGCAUCGGUAGUAUGAUUUAUGCAAGACGUGGACACACAGCAUCCUUAUUAGCAAAUGGAAAGGUACUGGUAGCUGGAGGAGUUGCUACUGUUUAUAUUGCUGAGUUGUAUGAUCCGUUAUCAGGAACUUGGAUGAGCACUGGUCGUUUGAAACAUCCACGAUUUCGCCACACAGCAUCCGUGUUAGCUACUGGACAAGUAUUAGUUAUAGGUGGAUAUGCAAGUCUCUAUCUAAAUAGUACUGAGUUAUAUGAUCCAACAAAAGGAAAUUGGAGUAGCACUGGUAAUAUGAAUUAUGCACGAUCUUACCAUACAGCAGCUGUAUUGACAAAUGGAAAAGUGUUAGUUGCUGGUGGAAUUGGCAAUAAUUUUCAAAAUAGUGCUGAAUUGUAUGACCCAUCGACGGGAAUUUGGACAAUGACUAGUAGUAUGAAUUAUGCACGAUCUUACCAUAAAACAGCCGUAUUGAAAAGUGGAAAAGUAUUAGUUGCUGGUGGACGUGAUGCCAAAGGGUUUUCACUAAAUAGUGUCGAGUUAUAUAAGCCAUCAACAGGAACUUGGACAACGAUUGACAGUAUGAAUAGUGAACGGUAUGAUUCAACAGUAUGCCUAUUGACAAAUGGAACAGUGUUAAUUACUGGUGGAUAUUAUGGUGGUUAUGUGAAUGCCACUGAUUUGUACGAUUCAUUAACAAGAACCUGGAUAAUCACUGGUAGUAUGAAUAAUCAACGAUAUGAUCACACAGCAUCGUUAUUAGCAAAUGGAAAAGUAUUAGUUACUGGUGGAUAUUAUGGUGAUUAUCUAAAUAGCACUGAGUUCUAUGAUCCAUCAAUAGGAACUUGGACAAGCACUACUGAUAUGAAUUGUAGACGAUCGCAACACACAGCAUCCGUACUAACAAAUGGAAAAGUAUUAGUUGCCGGCGGAGUUGACACUUAUUUUUUAAAUAGUUCUGAAUUGUAUGAUCCAUCAACAGAAACUUGGACAAGCACUGGUCAGAUGAUUUUUGGAGGGUGCCGUUACACGGCAUCCGUAUUAACGAAUGGAAAAGUGUUAGCCGCUGGUGGACAAGGUAGUGGUACUAUAAAUAAUGCUCAGUUGUAUGAUCCAUUAACAGGAACUUGGACAGCAGCUGCUAGUAUGACUACUCCACGAUAUUACCAUACAGCAUCCAUUUUAGCAAAUGGAACAGUAUUAAUUGCUGGCGGAAAUUCUUAUGGUUACCUAAAGAGUUCGGAAUUGUACGACCCAUCAACAGAAACUUGGACAAACAGUAGCGCCAUGUAUUAUGCACGAUCUCAACAUACAGCAUCUGUAUUAAAAAAUGGAAAUGUAUUAGUUGCUGGCGGAUUAGGCGAUUCUUUAUCUAGUUCUGAAUUGUAUGAUUCAUUAACAGGAAUCUGGACAGUGACUGGUAGUAUGAAUAUCGGACGAUAUUAUCAUACAGCAACAUUAUUAACGGAUGGUAAAGUGUUGGUUGUUGGUGGAUUCAAUAGCAGGGGGUUUUCUGUUGAUAGUGCUGAAUUGUAUGAUCUAUCCACAGGAAAUUGGACGAUCAUUGGCAGUAUGAAUGAUGAGCGAAGUCAGCACACAUCAUCUUUAUUGGUUAAUGGACAAGUGUUAGUUACAGGUGGUUACAUUUAUCAUAUUCUUAGUAGUUCUGAAGCAUAUUAG
This is a messenger RNA of Rotaria sp. Silwood2, 1959 nucleotides long. Lineage: Eukaryota; Metazoa; Rotifera; Eurotatoria; Philodinida; Philodinidae. The record is from the annotation of a GenBank genome assembly.